Messenger RNA from Haplochromis burtoni (Burton's mouthbrooder), 3428 nucleotides. RefSeq names its product interleukin 20 receptor, alpha (gene il20ra). Lineage: Eukaryota; Metazoa; Chordata; Actinopteri; Cichliformes; Cichlidae. Bases 271 to 1965 code for a protein of 564 amino acids. Gene Ontology annotation, molecular function: protein binding. The transcript is spliced from 7 exons. The record is from RefSeq and is a predicted model, not a curated record.
CCUUUCCCCAAAAGGAACAAGGAAGCCUGUCAGGUCGCAGGGAUUCCUUUAACUGAAUCCACGGGGUUUUAUUGGUUGGCAGUUUCACGUAACCCUUCCGACUUCAGCUACAUUCUUUCACUUUAAACCUUGAGUGCGUGGUUUUAAUUUCCUUUAAUCGAGAGAACUGCGGGCAGGUGUACUAUGAGGAGGAACUGGGGGGAACCUGCCGAGGGGAUUGGAAGUAUUUGCUUUCUUGUUUUUGUGAAAACAUGACGACUCCGUACAAAGAUGUUGGCUAUAUUCACAUUAUUCAUUUUUUAUAGCCUGCACUCCACAGUCUCCCAGUCUGUUCCCAGCCCCAUCAAUGUCACCUUCUCUUCUGUAAAUCUGAGGAACGUGCUGCAGUGGUUUCCAGGAGAAGGCAAUUACGCAGAUGAAACGCUCUACACAGUGCAAUAUGCCAUCUAUGGAGACAGAAUUCAAGGUAAGAAGGGGAAACGGGUGAACUGGAAGGCAGUGCAGCACUGUACAAAAAUAGUCCGGACGUGGUGUGAUCUAACCAGUGAGAUGUGGGAUGAGAACCAGGGUUACUAUGCCAAAGUUCGUGCUGUGGAGAGGGGAGCGUCUUCCAAAUGGGCUUCUUCCAAAUGGGCUUUCACACCCAGGAGAUUUGAACCAAAGACAGACACUACUUUGGGGCCCCCACUGCUUUCUGUGGAAAUUGAAAACAACAGUGCCACCAUCACUAUGAAGGGACCGAUGAGGUAUCCAUCAAACAACCACACCCCAGCGCUUUCCAUGGUGACACUCUACGCCGAGAUGACUUACAACCUCUCUGUUCGCAACACCCAUCUGAACCAAACGCACCAUUUCCCAGUUGUUGGCAGCGUGUACAAAUACCGCCUGAUGAAGUACAACAUGGAAUACUGCUUUUCUGCACAGUUGAAAUUCUCCUCGAUGCCAAUCCACUGCCAGUCCUCUGCAUGGCUCUGCAUAACCACACCUCAAGACCCUGUGAUUGAGCAGCUGCAGAGUGUGACUGUGGGUAUUGUUGUUCCAGCUUUGUGCAUUGGUAUGAUCAUUGCAGCUGCCUACCUUUUCCAUCGCUACCUGUCUGGGAAAGACCAACACAGUCCAAAUAUACUGAACCCACCUUCUUUUCACAAGUCUCCUAUUUUGUUCCCUCCUGAGAGUUCCAACCUCAUCCCAAUCAGCCCCAUCAGCCCUGAGCCACCAGGAAACUUAUUCACAAUGUCAGGCCUUGAACACCCCAUCUACUCUCUACAAGUUGUGGAUCCCCCACCAAGCUACUCGCCCCAGAGGCAUGAGGCUCCCUUGGAUGAUUUGUCCGUUGAGUACGGGGGUAUCAGCAUGGCUCCUCAAAUCAUUGUUGAAGGAGAAGAGGAAGCAAGAGGAGGGAAUCAAGAUGAUGGAGACCGGAGAGUUGAGAGCGUUAACUCUGGUGGAGCUUACGCUCCUCAGGCUAACACUUCUUGGACAUGCAAACAAACCCCCAUGCAAACACAUGGCCAGUCAUCUGCAGGUUUACAGUCUUUUCCAAGAUCAGCUACAUGUGGGCUCAAUAAAAAGAAGGAUGGACAGAUUGAAAGUUUACUGGUAAGCAUUCGGUUAAAUCUGCAAACAAUGGAGGAAGUAAAAAGGGGAGAAGAGCUGCAUGGAGAGGUGAUCUGGAGCACACAUAGGGAGGGAGUGGCAAACAGAGGUGUGGAGGAAGGAAACAACUGUGAAAAUGUGCCUUUAAUCUCUGCUUAUGCCCCACAGAACAUUCCAAACAUGUCUGCCUCCUCCUCGGACCAAUCUGACAUCACGCUAGAUGACUUUAGUGUCAAUCAUGAAAGAGGACUGCAUGUACCUCUACUUUUAGAGAGAGGUAGAAGACGGAGUGAAGAGGAGUAUGUGACGAGAGCUAGGUUGAGGCUAGAUAAUGUUUCUGUCAGCCAAGCAAGUGACGAAGAGGAAUAGAAAGAGUUAGAACACGACAGGUGGAAACAGGGAGUGAAGUGGAGAAGGUUUUCAACAAAUAGGACUUUGUUGGGAUCCCCAUGGAUCAGUAGAUGAUAUUCAUCAGUAAAAACCACUAACCCUGUUAUUGAAAGAUAAUCCAGGAAACAUGGCCAGUAUACAGUUUCUCAGCUCUAUUCAAAUGCAUACAGUGUGCGAUAAAAGCAGCGUUUAGUACUUAGUACUCACUUAAUAAUGUUACCUUUAUAGCUGAAAAUCUACUGAUAUACACAUGAAGAAAUCAUACUAUGGUGAACUUUGAAGGAUAUGUAUUUAUCUUAAUUACAAGAUACACUGUAUAUUUUAAUGUAAUUUGUUUUGAAUCUGUAUCCAUCCUCAUGUAGCUGUCUGAUAGUGACAGAAGAUAAUACAACAUAUGAUCAUAACCUAACAUAACGAAGAAACUACACUUCAUUCUGGACUGGUGUCUGACAUAUCUCUCUAAGAUAAUCAGAUGUUUGUUUGGGGGUUUUUUUGUUUUUUUUUAAAUAGAAAGUACAGCAAAAUCCUAUAUAGGAAACUUUACCCGUGUGUUUUCUUUUAAGGGUAUGAUCGCAGUGUAUUGUAGAUGUUGCAUGACCAUACGUGUCCGUGUUUACUUGUAAAGGUUGAAUUACAGGGGGUAGUUUUUUUGUUUUUUUUAUCAGCUUGUCCAUCAUGCUGUUCCGAGUAAAGCAUUCAACCUGCUUUUAUUUAAAUACUGUGGACUAUACACCUUUUGCUGUUGUGUUUGUGAAACGAAUCCCUCGUUUUCACUGCCAGUAACAGCAGUAUCUGUUCUGUAACUGGAAAUGAUGAUGUUAAGUGGAAUGAGAAGUGUAACUGUACAUGAUCAUGACAACAUCUUUGAUUAAUAAUGAGUUGUAUGAUCUGCAGUAUGUGUCCACUACCUUUGUGCCUUUGGGUUAAAAAAACUGGUUAAAUCUGUGAAAUCUGAUUAUGCCAUCAUAUCGUCUUUUGUCGCUUCUCUGAACCUUGCAAAUGUAUUCCCAUCUGCAGUAUUAACAACAUUAUGGUUUUACCUUGUUCUUCUCCAUUUUUGCUGUUUCUGUUCUGAGCUGAACAGAACAUAUUUUACACUUUGUCAUUUAGAACUUGUCAGACUUGUUUACUGCAGUGAGUCCUGCAUUCCAACACCAACAACACGCUUAAAAUAGCAGUUAAAAUAUGUGAUCAUUACAAAGUACACAAAAGGCUUUCACUGGCACUUCUGAACAUUUGUGCAUAAAUUAUACUUUGUUUUGACUUUUUUUGAAGGAAAUCAGUGUGGUCUGUGUUAACACCGUUCCUUUUUCUGUGCCCGUGCUGUUCCUGCAUGAAGUUGUAACUGCCCAAAAUAUGUUAAUUUGUAACAUCUGACUCAUACCAUCUCUUUGUAGCUCGAUGGGACUUUCUGAGAAUAAAUUAUUUCUUCCUGUAGAAGC